UACCGGUUUAGGAGGGUAAUCGGUGCGUAAUCGGUUUUGAAAAAUGUAAAACCGGUGCCUACCGGUUCGGUCCUAGAUUUUGUCUAAAACCGGACCGGUUACACCCCUAGGUAGAGUAAAGGAGGGGUCUGACCCACGUGGGCGGCCCUCCAAUUAAAAUCUCCCACUCGCACACAGUGGGCAUGAUCUCAGGUUAGCAUCUCUCUAAUGUUCUCAAUCUUAUUCAUACAAGUAAAUAGGCAGUGACCCCAGUAACAAAUGUAAAUACACUGUAUAGCCAAAAGACCAUGGUGACCCCAGUAAGAACUGAAAAUGCACUGUAUAGCCAAAAAGACUACAGUGGCCCUAGUAAGAACUGUAAAUGCACUGAUGGAACAAGAAAAAUGGACUGUAAUGGUCUCAUAUGAACCAUCUUUGUAGACUGGCCCAACUGGUUGCUGUAGUCUGGCUGUUUUUGUAAACUGGCCCAACAGGUUGCCAUGGUCUGGGUAGCUGUCCUUGUAGACUGGCCCAAAAGGUUACUGCGGUUUUAGUAGGUUAUGUCUUUACAUGUGACUAGGCCUAGAUGACUACUUAAGAUAGUGGGAGUAUGGUUGAGAUUUAUGAUGAUAAAUUCUCCCAUAUUUGUUUUUUUUUUUUUAAAUUUGCACGGGAAUUGAGCUAGAAAUCUAAUAAUUGGAUAUUGUGGUGCAAUAGAUGAUUCUGAAGCCUAGCAAUUUUUCGAUCUUGCGACAUGUCUAUAUUAUUCUUUUUCUAAUUUGAAAGGACGCGGUAGAUUUCUUAGGUGUGUGUGUGUGUAAUAUCUCUUCUUUGCGUAUUGUAGUGAAAUGACAUCCAAGAAUAUUGUUGCCGACUUAAACAAAGGGGAGAAAUUAGAUAGGGGAAACUAUGACAUAUGGCAUCGCAAGAUCCAAUAUGUCUUAGAUGAGCAAGAAGUCUUGGAGACCUUAUCUCACACCCUUACUAUGCCCGGGGAAGGGAACUCGAAACAACACAAGAUAGAUCAACAAGCAUAUACCCAAUGGGCUAAGAAAAAUAAUUAUGUUAAACAGCAUGCACAAUGAUCUAAUGUGUGAGUUCGAGGUCUAUGACACUGCCAAAAGCAUGUGGGAGGCUUUGAAGUUGAAGUUUGGUGGAACUUCAGCCACUAGGUUGCGUGGAUUAACCAUGAGGUUCGACUCCUAUAAGAUGCGCUCUGACCACACGAUGAAGCAGCAUCUUAGGGCUAUGUCAACUAUGAUCCGCGAACUUAGGUCGGCAGGAAACAACCUGACAGAUGAAUAGCAAGUACAGGCAGUGAUAAGAUCACUACCGAAUUCUUGGGAGAAUAUGAGCCAGAACCUGACGCAUAACGAGAAUAUCAAAGACUUUGAUGAUGUCUCGCGUCACUUGGAAUUGGAGGCUGAGCGCCUAGAGGCUGCUAAGCCCAAUCAUACGGCCUAUGUGGCUAAUGCUGGUCCACGCAAGGCAUCAAGGCCUAAGUGCAAGAAGUCCAAGAAUGGAAUAGCUGCUGGACAUAUUAAAAAAGUGUCAGAAACUUCUCAGUGCACCAAGAGGGGCAAGCGUGGGAAAAACAAGUCAAAAUUAGAGUGCUUCCACUGCGGAAAGAUUGGCCACUUCGCUUGUGACUGCACUGAGUCGAAGAAGGAGCGACCGAGCACAUAGCGCGAGAUAGAGUCGGAUUUGUGGAGUAUCGCCGGAUUCCAACUGGGAGCCGUGAUAUCAAGGUGGGGAAUGGAGUUAGCGUGGAGGUACUGGGACUUGAUACCUACAAGCUGGACUUGCAGGGUGGCGGCACUCUUUUCCUCCACAAUGUGCUAUACGCUCCCGAGA
Messenger RNA from Carya illinoinensis, 1833 nucleotides. RefSeq lists its product as uncharacterized. The coding region runs from base 1330 to 1665 and encodes 111 amino acids. The record is from RefSeq and is a predicted model, not a curated record. NCBI's taxonomy places the organism in Eukaryota, Viridiplantae, Streptophyta, Magnoliopsida, Fagales, Juglandaceae. The transcript has 2 exons. Gene Ontology annotation, molecular function: zinc ion binding; nucleic acid binding.